CUUGCUUAGUAAAAUUUAAUUCAACAUCUAGUGAUGUCAUGAUAACAUCUUGUUUAUUUUUCCAACAUCGCGUUGCUCCUUGUAAAUGGCAAGUUUGAACAGCACUCAACCUUCUUUAGUUGCAACCUAUCCUUCAAGUAACAACACACGUGUUUUUGACUACCAUUGAUAAUAUUAUUGUCAAGUAUGGGAAAAAUUAAAAAAGAGGCGGAAGAUAAAUUGCCAGAAGGUAUGAAAUCGUCAAAUGAUGUUAAAAACAAAUCAGUUAGGAGAAAAAGGAUCGUUAAAGAAUUGUUAGAAAAGAGAAAGGCCAAAAGAGAAGCCCGAAAAAAACGAAGGGAAGGAGGUGAAAAACCUGGUGUCCCUCAUACAAUUGAAAGUUUAAGAGUUAAAGAUGAAACUGUAUUGGAAGCCACUGAAGCUAAUGAAGAGCGUAUUGAGGAAAUGCAUGUUGAUAUUAAAACAGAUGAAUUCCAACAUUAUUUUAAUAUGGAGUAUGAGCCAAAAGUUCUUAUCACUUUCAAAGAUAAUCCAUUAAAGCGUUCUAGAAUCCUUGGUGUAGAAUUAAGCAGAGUUAUACCUAACUCAAUGUUCAGGUACAGAGGUCGAUCCAGCACAAAGAAAAUAGUAAAAAGAGCUAUCGAAAGAAACUUCUCUGAUGUUGUUCUUAUUAAUGAAGACAUGAAAGAACCAAAUGGUUUAUUGUUAAUCCAUUUACCAUCAGGACCAACAGCUUAUUUUAGGAUGAGCAAUAUGAAACUUACUACUGAUUUAAAACUUAGCCACAAAGAUAUUAAUUUUCAUCGUCCUGAAAUAAUUUUAAACAACUUUACAACAAGACUAGGUACAUCAAUUUCCAGAAUGUUGGCAAGUUUGUUUCAUUAUGAUCCCGAAUUUAGAGGCAGGCGAGUGGUCACAUUUCACAAUCAAAGAGACUAUAUCUUCUUUAGGCAUCAUAUGUAUGAAUUUAGGAAAAAAGACGCACAUCCUAAAUUGAAAGAAUUGGGACCUAGGUUCACUUUGAGAUUAGAAUGGCUUCAGCAAGGAACAUUUGACACAAAACUUGGUGAAUAUGAAUGGAUCAAAAGAGAUCGUAGGCAUGAUCUGGAAUCUAAUAGGCGGAAAUUUCAUUUAUGAUUAUUGUAUAAUGUUCUUGUAUUUUAAUUUUGUUUGUAAUAUAAAUUAUUUUUAUAUUUA
Molecule: messenger RNA, 1197 nt
Organism: Nezara viridula (southern green stink bug)
Lineage: Eukaryota; Metazoa; Arthropoda; Insecta; Hemiptera; Pentatomidae
Source: the annotation of a GenBank genome assembly